Messenger RNA from Tribolium madens (black flour beetle), 1268 nucleotides. Its product is annotated as beta-lactamase-like protein 2 homolog. Gene Ontology annotation, cellular component: mitochondrial matrix. The transcript is spliced from 5 exons. NCBI's taxonomy places the organism in Eukaryota, Metazoa, Arthropoda, Insecta, Coleoptera, Tenebrionidae. The record is from RefSeq and is a predicted model, not a curated record. Gene Ontology annotation, molecular function: RNA endonuclease activity; single-stranded RNA binding. Bases 218 to 1081 code for a protein of 287 amino acids.
GACAGACUUCUUAGUUAGAUUUUUGUGAGUGAAGAAGCAAGUGAAGAAAUUCUUUACCUCGACAUCCUCCGACUUGCUCGAAGUUGCUGCAACUAAUAACACAAAGAAAACACAGAUAAAACUCUUCAUUUUGUGCCGGUUUGUGUGCAACUGUACCCAACGUCAAGUGAGUAUCGGUGCUACUUUUUUGAAAAUCCCGCCACAUACCAGUGACACCAUGGCGGCUGUUAUACCUGCAGUUACGAAACUUUCCGCCCGGAUUAUCCGGGUUUUGGGCUGCAACCCCGGAAUUAUGACCCUGCAAGGGACCAACACUUACAUCAUCGGCACCGGAAAGAGGCGCAUUUUGGUGGACACUGGCGAUGCCGACGUCCCCCAAUACAUCAACCACUUGAAGAGCGUCCUCAAGCACGAAGACAUCGAUUUGGCCCACAUUUUCAUAUCGCAUUGGCACCACGACCACAUGGGUGGCCUCCUCGACGUCUUAGACCUCAAAGACAAGACAAAGUACACCCAGGUGUGGAAGUACCCGCGAAGCGAGGGUGAGAGCCUCCCCGACGGCUGCACCAUCGACUUCCUGAAAGACGGUCAGGAGUUCAGCGUCGAGGGGGCCACCGUGCGCGUGGUGCACACUCCUGGCCACACCACCGACCACAUCGUCCUCCACCUAGUCGAAGAAAACGCAGUAUUCAGCGGCGAUUGUGUCUUAGGCGAAGGCACAGCCGUGUUUGAAGAUUUGUACGACUACAUGAACUCGUUGCAAGAGAUUGCCGACUUGGAACCGGCGGUGGUCUAUCCCGGUCACGGCAAUGUCAUCCAUAGUCCGAAGGAGAAAAUCGAGUUCUACAUCCAACACCGGAAGGAGAGAGAACAGCAAAUUUUGAAUAUUCUGAUCAAUAAUAGACAGAAGCAGUUCAAUGAAAUGGAGUUGGUUAAAAUGAUUUAUACGGAUACUCCGGAGAAGUUGCUCAAAGCGGCCGAGUCGAAUGUUAAUCAUCAUUUAGUCAAGUUGUUGAAAGAUAAUAAAGUCGCGCAGUUUAAUAACCUUUGGCAAUAUAAUGAUACUUGUAAAACGAUCUGAUUGUCGCAAGAAAUUGUCUGUUCGUUGAACUGAAACAAGGCUGUUAUCAUUGCAAUGUAUUAUAUGUUCUGUUCUUUGUCUUUUGUAUUGUUAAGGCUAGGUUAAGUUACUCUUAUCGUUAAAUGUAUUAUAAUUUUAAUUAUUAUAGUAUUUAAAUUGAUAUUAAAAAAAUUGAAAUCAAAAAAAA